This is a messenger RNA of Glarea lozoyensis ATCC 20868, 1803 nucleotides long. RefSeq names its product (Trans)glycosidase. Gene Ontology annotation, molecular function: beta-N-acetylhexosaminidase activity. Gene Ontology annotation, biological process: carbohydrate metabolic process; glycosaminoglycan metabolic process. Gene Ontology annotation, cellular component: membrane. Lineage: Eukaryota; Fungi; Ascomycota; Leotiomycetes; Helotiales; Helotiaceae. The transcript has 2 exons. The record is from RefSeq and is a predicted model, not a curated record. Bases 1 to 1803 code for a protein of 600 amino acids.
AUGAUGCUCUUCUUACUCUGUACCCUUCUCGCCUUCUUCUCACAAGCACUGGCAAUAUGGCCUGCUCCUGUAUCUAUGUCGACGGGCAACUCGGUGUUGUGGAUUACUUCUGAUGUCAAAGUGACCUAUAAUGGUCGAAGCGUAUGGUGGAUUCCUUUCUCUGAUAAUUUUUCAAACAGUCAAACUGAGCAGUUCUUGGGUGUACAGUCUUCCUCCAUCGGAUAUGGCAGUGGUGGUGCUUUAUCAAGUCAGUCCAUCGUGCAACAGGCGAUUACACGCACAUUAGACACUCUCUUCAAAUCAAGCCUAAUCCCUUGGAAAUUGGUUGCGCGACAUGAGCUCGCCAAAUUCGAGCCGGCAGUCAACUCUAAUUCCGGGGUAUCCAUCAAAGUGAUAACAAUCAUUCAAACCGGCAAGGACAAUUCAACAAGUUAUAAACCCCUGGAUGGCGAGCUUGAUGAGUCUUACAACCUAACAAUUAGUACUAAUGGGGAUGCUCGUAUCACGGCGGUAUCUGCAGUUGGAAUCUUGCACGCGCUUGAAACCUUCACCCAGCUUUUCUAUCUUCAUUCUUCCGGAAAUGGUCUCUAUACAAACAUGGCGCCCGUUGCUAUCUCUGACGCGCCAAAGUUCGCUCAUCGGGGCAUGAACCUGGAUGUUGCUCGAAACUGGUAUCCUGUGCAAGACAUUAAGAGGACGAUUGAUGCGCUUGCUAUGAACAAGUUCAACAGAAUGCAUAUUCAUAUAACAGACUCUCAAUCAUGGCCAAUAGAAAUUCCAGCUCUUCCUGAGUUAGCCGCCAAAGGUGCUUACCAGACAGGGCUAAGCUACAGUCCAAAAGAUAUUCAGGACAUUCAAAUUUACGGUAUCUUGCGUGGGAUCGAAAUCUUCUUAGAAUUCGACAUGCCAGGUCACACCACAGCAAUUAGCUUAGCCUAUCCUAAUCUCAUCGCCGCAGCUAAUGCACAUCCUUGGGACACAUACUGUGCAGAACCACCUUGUGGCUCGCUAAAGCUCAACGAGCCAGCGGUCGACCAGUUUCUUGAUACAUUAUGGAACGACCUUCUACCAAGAAUUUCACCGUACAGCUCUUACUUUCAUACAGGUGGAGACGAAGUAAAUACCAAUACAUAUCUACUCGACCCUACUGUCAAGUCUAGUGAUAAAGCUGUCAUUGGCCCGCUGAUUCAAAAAUUGGUUGACCGAAAUCACGCGGCACUUCGCAAGAACGGACUGACUCCAAUUGUCUGGGAAGAAAUGCUUUUGGUCUGGAAUCUCACCCUCGGAUCGGAUGUUAUCGUACAAGCAUGGCAAAGCGACGAGAACGUUGCUUUAAUUACGGGUCAAGGCCACAAGGUACUGGCUGGAAACUACAACUCCUGGUACCUCGACUGUGGAAAAGGACAAUGGCUAGACUUUGAUAACGGAGCAUCAUUCAAGCAGUUUUAUCCAUUCAACGAUUACUGUUCUCCUUUCAAGAACUGGCGUCUUGUUUACGCUUAUGACCCUCUUGCAGGCGUACCAGCUGCUGAGCAGCAUCUAGUCUUAGGGGGAGAAGUCCACAUGUGGUCUGAACAAACCGACCCAGUCAACCUCGAUGGUGCUGUAUGGCCAAGAGCAAGUGCAGCAGGUGAAGUACUCUGGUCUGGAAGACAAGAUGCUUCGGGUCAAAACAGGAGUCAAAUCACUGCAAGCCCAAGACUGGCAGAAAUGAGAGAACGUAUGGUUCUUCGUGGUAUCCAAGCUGGGCCUGUCCAGAUGGUAUUUUGCACGCAAAACAAUGCGACGGAAUGUUCGCUGUAG